Closterium sp. NIES-67 is the source of this 1768-nucleotide messenger RNA. Lineage: Eukaryota; Viridiplantae; Streptophyta; Zygnematophyceae; Desmidiales; Closteriaceae. The record is from the annotation of a GenBank genome assembly.
ACAUGCCAAAUGCGGCCAUGCAGUUCGCACAACUCAGGUUCAGCACGAUCUGCCGUCCGAAACGCGCCCUGGGAGAUUGGCAACGGCAGCGUCUGUCUCGGGGUUUCGGGUGUGUGUAGGCUCCAUCCGUCGUCAGCAACAGGGCGCGUCGCACUUGGGUCGAAUAGCCUAAAUCGAUCCUCGUCCGGAUCAUUUUGAAUGGUUAAGGGUUCAGUGCGGUACAAAAACGCUACAGAGUAGUAAAGCACGGUAAUCCGCGAGAAUCGCGAAGCGAUCUUGCGAACCGGACGAAAUGUGACACGUCCUACUAAGCAAGCGGCCCGUCGAUACAGCACCGUGCUGAACAGUAGAGCACCGUCGCCGAUCGUGACGAUCGGGUAGCGUCAACGAGGGCAUCGAUUCCGCGGGGAUCGACGCGGGCACUCACGCAAUCGAGCACAAGUCGCGAUUUGAACGCCUGCCAAGGAGCCGCCGCUGUACCCCACCAGACCGCCUUUGCGGCUGCACAUGCACUGGCUCUCUCGCAUUUCAAGGACCGACGCACACCAACCCGUGAUCAGAGGAGGCAGUUGCAGCAGCAGCAGCAGCAGCUAGCAGCAGCAGCAGCAGCAGCACCACCAGCAACAGCGCUAGCAGCAGCAGCAGCAGCAGGGCAGCAUGCUGCACGUGGUGGGGCUGGGGCUGUGGGACGAGAGGGACAUCACAGUGAGGGGUCUGGAGGUGGUGCGGCGCUGCCAGCACGUGUUCCUCGAGGCGUACACGUCCGUGCUGCUCGUCGACAAGGACAGGCUGGAGGCGCUGUACGGGCGCCCGGUGCAGGUGGCGGACCGGGACAUGGUGGAGAGCCGUAUUGGUGAGGUGCUGCAGCUGGCCGCCACGGAAGAGGUGGCGUUCCUCGUUGUGGGCGACCCCUUCGGCGCCACGACGCACACGGACCUCAUCCUGCGAGCGCGGCAGCAGGGCGUGGCAGUGAGCGUGGUGCACAACGCGUCCGUGCUCAACGCUGUGGGCGCCACAGGGCUGCAGCUCUACAGGUUCGGUGAGACAGUGUCCAUCCCCUUCUUCACAGACACGUGGCAGCCUGACAGCUUCUACGACCGCAUCCUAGGGAAUGCCCAAAGGGAACUCCACACGCUCUGCUUGCUCGACAUCAAGGUGAAGGAGCCAUCUCUCGAGGCCAUGGCCAGGGGAAAGAUCCGGUAUGAGCCACCUCGCUACAUGACAGUGAACACAGCAAUCAGGCAGCUGCUGCUGGUGGAGGGGAGGCGGCAGCAGAAAGCCUACACAGCUGACUCCAUGUGUGUGGGGGCGGCACGGCUGGGCGCCGAUUCCCAGCGCCUGGUGUUUGGGAGCAUGCAGCAGCUGCGGGAUGUGGACUUUGGAGCGCCGCUGCACUCGCUUGUGCUGUGCGGCGCGCUGCACGACCUGGAGAGGGACUUCCUGGAGGCGUUUAAAGUGACGGAUGACACGCCUAGGGUUGUGGAAGAUGACACAGAAGGGGGAGCGGAAGAUGAGAGUGAGAGGCCGAUAUUGUGAGGCCUUGUUGUUACCUUCUCCCCUGCUGCUGCAUGGGGUAGCCCACAGGCGUUUAAAAAUGUGAGGCUUCCGUUUUGCUAGCAUUGUGGUGCCCUUGUUACGAAGUACUGGUCAGAUGGCCUGUUCCUAGGGGAAUGAGGGAUGAAAUUUUUGAGUCGAGGUUGGAUAAAUGUGAUUCUUUGCACUUGUUUCCGCCGGCAGGCAAAUUUCCACUAAUCUUGGAAGCUGUUAC